Neolamprologus brichardi is the source of this 917-nucleotide messenger RNA. The record is from RefSeq and is a predicted model, not a curated record. NCBI's taxonomy places the organism in Eukaryota, Metazoa, Chordata, Actinopteri, Cichliformes, Cichlidae.
GGAAGUAUCGCCAUGCUGGGCUAAUGGCGCUGUCGGCCAUCGGUGAGGGUUGCCACCAGCAGAUGGAGGCCAUCCUCCAAGAGAUCGUCAGCUUUGUCCUCCUGUUCUGCUCCGACCCUCACCCAAGGGUGCGGUAUGCCGCCUGCAAUGCUAUUGGACAAAUGGCCACAGACUUUGCCCCCACCUUCCAAAAGAAAUUCCAUGAUAAGGUGAUCUCAGCCCUGCUGCAGACCAUGGAGGACCAGAGUAACCCUCGGGUGCAGGCCCAUGCCGCCGCCGCCCUCAUAAACUUUACAGAGGACUGUCCUAAAUCGCUGCUCAUCCUUUAUCUGGACAACUUGGUGCAGCACCUUCAUGUCAUCAUGGUUGCCAAGCUGCAGGAGCUGAUCCAGAAGGGCACGAAGCUGGUGCUGGAGCAGGUGGUGACUUCCAUCGCCUCAGUGGCCGACACCGCAGAGGAGAAGUUUGUGCCAUAUUACGACAUGUUCAUGCCCUCGCUCAAACACAUUGUAGAAAACGCCGUGCAGAAGGAGCUCCGGCUGCUGCGCGGCAAGACCAUAGAGUGCAUCAGUCUCAUCGGCCUGGCUGUCGGCAAGGAGAAGUUCAUGCCAGAUGCAUCAGCUGUCAUGCAGCUGCUCCUCAAGACCCAGACUGACUUCAACGAUCUGGAGGAUGAUGAUCCCCAGAUCUCCUACAUGAUCUCAGCCUGGGCGAGAAUGUGCAAGAUUCUGGGGAAGGAGUUCCAGCAGUAUCUGCCGGUGGUGAUGGGCCCCCUGAUGAAGACUGCCUCCAUCAAGCCUGAGGUGGCCCUGCUUGACACCCAGGACAUGGAGAACAUAUCAGAGGAUGAUGGCUGGGAGUUUGUCAACCUGGGAGACCAGCAGAGUUUUGGAAUCAAGACAGCUGGCCUGGAGGAG